AUCCUUCUAUGAGGUGUCGUUGUCAUCAUAUAUGUGGUGUUUGGGGAUUAAUUAAUUAAUAUUUUACAGGCUUACGUAUAAUUUUAUCAGGCACUAUAUAAUGAAGUAAUACUUUUACAUAUACCUACUCAUAUUAGUUUUAUGUGGUUCAGUAUGUGUGGCCUGAAAAACAUUAGUUCAAGUAAAUGAAUUCACAUCAUACCUAAUAUUUAAUUUUGACAGUUUCAUAAUUUCUUAUUGGAAAUGUCGUCUUCUGCGAUAUAUAUUCUAGAUGUGAAAGGAAAGGUCCUCAUUUCGAGAAACUAUAGGGGGGACAUUGACUUGGGUGUAAUAGAAAAAUUUAUGCCGUUGUUGAUGGAGAAAGAGGAAGAGGGUUUACUUACACCUAUUCUACAAACUUCAGACUCUACUUUUGCAUACAUCAAAACUAACAAUCUCUAUAUUGUUAGUACCACUAAGAAAAAUGCAAAUAUUGCCCUAGUAUUUGUUUUUCUACAUAAAAUUGUGCAAGUUAUGACUGAAUACUUCAAAGAAUUGGAAGAAGAGAGUAUCAGAGAUAAUUUUGUAGUUAUAUAUGAACUGCUGGAUGAGCUUAUAGAUUUUGGUUACCCUCAAACCACUGAUAGUAAAAUUCUUCAAGAGUAUAUUACACAAGAAGGUCAUAAACUUGAAAUUCAACCUCGUAUACCAGUUGCUGUAACAAAUGCAGUAUCUUGGAGGUCUGAAGGAAUAAAGUAUAGAAAAAAUGAAGUCUUUUUAGAUGUCAUAGAAUCAGUUAAUUUAUUGGCCAAUGCAAAUGGCAAUGUUUUGCGUAGUGAAAUUGUAGGUGCUAUAAAAAUGAGAGUUUAUUUAUCUGGAAUGCCUGAAUUGCGACUUGGUUUGAACGAUAAAGUAUUAUUUGAAAGUACAGGAAGAGGCAAGUCGAAAUCAGUAGAAUUGGAAGAUGUCAAAUUCCAUCAGUGUGUGAGGCUUUCUAGGUUUGAAAUUGAUAGAACUAUUUCAUUCAUUCCACCUGAUGGAGAAUUUGAGCUUAUGUCUUAUAGGCUUAAUACUCAUGUGAAGCCCUUGAUUUGGAUUGAGUCUGUUAUUGAAAGACACGCCCAUAGUCGAGUAGAAUAUAUGAUCAAAGCAAAAUCGCAAUUUAAAAGGAGAUCUACUGCUAACAAUGUAGAAAUAGUCAUUCCUGUUCCACAUGAUGCUGAUUCCCCAAAAUUCAAAACGACAAUAGGAAGUGUCAAGUAUGCUCCCGAACAGAAUGCAAUAACUUGGACCAUCAAGUCAUUUCCAGGUGGCAAAGAAUUUUUGAUGAGGGCUCAUUUUGGACUACCAAGCGUUGAAUGUGAAGAUACUGAAGGAAAGCCUCCAAUACAAGUUAAAUUUGAGAUACCAUAUUUUACAACUUCUGGAAUCCAGGUGCGGUACCUCAAAAUUAUUGAGAAAAGCGGCUACCAAGCACUUCCAUGGGUUCGUUAUAUAACACAAAAUGGAGAUUAUCAAUUGAGAACUAAUUAAAUACAGUUUAUAUAUGUUAACAAUUUUUAGGCUGUAAUAUAUAUAUUAUCAUUUA
Messenger RNA from Harmonia axyridis, 1567 nucleotides. It is a transcript of the gene AP-1mu, whose product is annotated as AP-1 complex subunit mu-1. Gene Ontology annotation, cellular component: clathrin-coated vesicle; clathrin adaptor complex. The transcript is spliced from 4 exons. The coding region runs from base 244 to 1512 and encodes 422 amino acids. Gene Ontology annotation, molecular function: clathrin-cargo adaptor activity. Gene Ontology annotation, biological process: intracellular protein transport; vesicle-mediated transport. The record is from RefSeq and is a predicted model, not a curated record. NCBI's taxonomy places the organism in Eukaryota, Metazoa, Arthropoda, Insecta, Coleoptera, Coccinellidae.